AUGGAGGGGAUCAAAGAAUUUGCAAUAGCUUACUAUGAAAGAGCAACUGAAGAGGAAAAGAAAAAAGCACAAGAAUACUUCAACGAGUUGGAUCGAAACAGAGACGGAAAAGUCAGCUUAUUGGAGUUCAAGAAGUCUGUGAGUUCAUGGUUAUCAAGUGAGAAAGUAUUCAAACAACUUGAUGCAAAGGGGAAAUUCGAACACGAGCACUCAAUCAGAUACUUCUUCGAUCACCAUUCUCUGCUUAGGUGGUUCAUGUAUCGUAGGGGAAAGGAAGAAAGGACUCAAGAGAAGGUGAAUCGUAGGGUAAACGAAGAAAGUACUCAAGAGAAGAGAGAGAUGGAAGAGUUGCGCAAGAUUGCAAUAGCUCAUUUUCAAGCAGGUUCUCAACAAGUUCAGGCUAAAGCACAAGAAUUCUUCAAUUCUAUGGAUAGUGACGGCGAUGGGAAGAUUGAUCUGCAUGAGUUCCUAGCAUUCGUGAGUCAGGAAGGCCUUCCCCAGAUGCAUAAUCCUUGCUUUUUCAAGAAGUUAGAUAGAGAUGGGAAUGGCACACUGGAUUUCAGGGAGUCUACUAAAUGUGAUCACAAUCACAACGGUCGCACUCAGUUUUUGGACAACUACACAUUGCUCCAAGCCAAACAAGAUUCAUCACUGGCAAUACGGAUUAAUUCAAACAAGGUACAUCCUCCAAAUCCAAGCCAUGGUACUGUUUCAACAGCAAUUGUUCCAGCACGUAAAGUGAACAAAUGGAAUGCAGCAUUAAAAGCAUUUGAGGUAGCCCUGGCCAUUGGAAAUAUCUCUGCUACUAUGUGUACAAUCUUAUGA
Molecule: messenger RNA, 825 nt
Organism: Fraxinus pennsylvanica
Lineage: Eukaryota; Viridiplantae; Streptophyta; Magnoliopsida; Lamiales; Oleaceae
Source: the annotation of a GenBank genome assembly